This is a messenger RNA of Kogia breviceps (pygmy sperm whale), 2319 nucleotides long. RefSeq names its product protein phosphatase 1 regulatory subunit 15A (gene PPP1R15A). Gene Ontology annotation, biological process: response to endoplasmic reticulum stress. NCBI's taxonomy places the organism in Eukaryota, Metazoa, Chordata, Mammalia, Artiodactyla, Physeteridae. Gene Ontology annotation, cellular component: protein phosphatase type 1 complex; endoplasmic reticulum. The record is from RefSeq and is a predicted model, not a curated record. Gene Ontology annotation, molecular function: protein phosphatase regulator activity.
GUUAGCACGUCCGGCAGCGUUGGCCUAUAAAAGCCCUGCGGGUAGCGUCAGCGCAAACCCGUUUUGUCUCCCACUUGUUUAUCUUUUUGCGUCUCCCGGCACGAUCCCGCGCCCGUUUGUCGCGACAGCACUUGCAGCAGCCGGUGACAACUUGAGUCCCCGAGCCCAACACCGGAGGGUGAGAUGAACGCGCUGGCCUCCCGCGCCGUCCGAACCUGUGAUCGCUUGUGGCAGCCCCAGCCGGCGCUCCUGCCCCCAGGGUGACGCACAGUCCCGAGCCGACAGAUGGCUCCAGGCCAAGUGCCCCAUCAGGCUGGCCCCUGGAGGGAUACCCACCCCUUCUAUCUCCUGUCCCCGCUGGUGGGCCUUCUCAGCUGGGCCUGGAGCCACCUGAGAGGCCCAGGAUCUCCAGAGCCCUGGUUGGUGGAAGCAGUAACCGGAACAGAUCAGGGAGAAGCUGUCCCGGAAGGAGAAGCUAAGGCUUCUCUGGCCACUCACCAUGCCCCCAAGGGCAGGCACCCUCAAGAGGAGACUGGAGACAGUGGAGCAGCUGAGGAGGAUGGAGAAGCAUCCGGGGGGCCUGCCCUGACCUGGAAACCAAGUGAUCUCUUCUUGAAGGGACUUUUAGAUGAUGGUGACAAAGAGUAUGUCAGGGAAGAAGCAACCAGUGUCCCUAGAGAGCAGGGCAGUGAAUUUAUGGAUGGCCAGCCUGCUCCCCCGUCCCCCAGCCUUCUGAUAACGUCCCUGCAAGACCUUCCUGGGGAGGAGGAAUCUAAGGAAGAAGGGGUUACCGAAGAUAAAGAAGUGAUCACGUUCUCUUUUCCUCCAUCACACUGGGAGUGUUGUCCAGGGGUGGAGGAAGAGGAGGAGGAGGAGGAGGAGGAGGAGGAAGAAACUGUAAAUAAAGAAGCUCCUAGAACAUCUACCUCUCCCUUAGCUCUGGGAUCCAAGCCCAGAGCUUGGGUGUGCUGCCGCGUGGAUGGAGCCGCAGAGGAAGAAAGAACAGAGAAUAAAGCAGCCACGAAGACCUCCAUUUGCCCCUCAUCUGCAGGCUCCCACCUCAGGGCCUGGGAGUGUUGUUCAGGAGAGGAACCUGAGGAGGAGAAGGCCAAAAAAGCUGAGAAAGGAGAAGCUGACCCAGAGCCACACUCCUCAAUUCCAGCCCAGAGGCCCCCGCUCAGGACCUGGCAGCAUCCAUCCAGUGAGAUCACAGAGGAAGAAGAGGAGGAGGAGGAGGACAGUGAUUCAGGAGAAGCUGAGGCUUCCUCUUCCAUCCCACCCACAAGUGCCUUCCUGAGGGCCUGGGUGUACCGACCAGGAGAGGACACAGAGGAGGAAACGGAGUGUGAGGGUGAGAAUAAGGAUGAAGAUGAUGAAUCAGAAGCAGGUGACUUGGAACCAAGUCCCUCCCUUCAGGCCCAGAGUGCCCUCCUCAGGGACCGGAUAUAUCAGCCUGGAGAGGAAACAGAGGGAGGGGAAGCUGGCACAGAGUGGGGAGAAGCUGAGCCCUGCCCCUUCCGAGUGGCCAUCUAUUUACCUGGAGAGAAGGCCCCGCCUCCUUGGGCUCCCCCUCUGCUGCCCCUCCGUCUGCAAACGCGCCUCAAGUCUGCAGAAACCCCCACCAGGCAUCGGGACCCUGAGCCUCCCCUAAACACCAGAAAGGUGCGCUUCUCUGAGAAGGUGUCUGUCCAUCUCCUGGCUGUCUGGGCGGGACCCGCCCAGGCCGCCCGCAGAGGCCCCUGGGAGCAGUUCGCCCGGGAUCGCAGCCGCUUUGCCCGACGCAUCGCCCAAGCCCAAGAGGAACUGGGUCCCUACCUCACCCCUGCCGCCCGGGCCAGGGCCUGGGCACGCCUCGGGAACCCUCCCACUUCUCUGGCCACCAUACCUGCCCCUACCCCGACCUCAUCCAUCCCCAUGCAGACCACACCUUUGAGCCACAUUCUGGCCUCUCCAUCUCCUCCCUGUGUGUCUCCUUGCCUGGACCUCAGUGGGAGGCGUGGCCAAGGUGAACUAGUUUUCGUGUUAUUAACUAUUUUUUUAAGUGUUGGUUUAUAUAUGGAAUAAAGCUUUUCAUAGUGAGCAGCGUCUCUGUGUGUGUCUGAACUGACACCAUCCACUACUCCUGGGUCCCCAAAACACUUGCGGGGGAACAGCAUAAAGUUGAGCCUCUCAACAGAGGAUAAACUACAUUCCCCAUCAUCCCUUGAAUUUGCCUCUUCCUAUUCCGAGUCUUCUUUUGAACUAAGGACUGGUGGGUUUUGUCAUUUUUCUUUGGCUUCCACCUAAAUUUGAUUAAACCCUGGACAGUUAUCUCCCCAA